Telopea speciosissima is the source of this 1939-nucleotide messenger RNA. Its product is annotated as dnaJ protein P58IPK homolog. The transcript has 9 exons. Gene Ontology annotation, cellular component: endoplasmic reticulum lumen. Gene Ontology annotation, molecular function: protein binding. Bases 135 to 1613 code for a protein of 492 amino acids. The record is from RefSeq and is a predicted model, not a curated record. NCBI's taxonomy places the organism in Eukaryota, Viridiplantae, Streptophyta, Magnoliopsida, Proteales, Proteaceae.
GGAUUUACUAAUCCCGAUUCCAUUGAAUUAAGGUCUCAUUCUCAAUUUCCCUCCUAAAAAGAGUAACAGAAAGUGUGUCUCUUGUUUCUCAUUCCCAAAAGAAGAAGCUGAAAUUACAAGCUGAGCUGACGCAGAUGGUGCCGGCGGUGUUGACGAGGAAAUUCUCAUCUUCCGUAGAUUUCGGGGCUUGGAGGGGUUUCGUUUUCUCUCUCUUCAUCCUCCAUUUCGUCUUCGUCUGCCAACUUCUCCUUCUCCAACCCUUGGUUUCUGCUAAAGAUGGGAAACCUGGUAAUGCAGCUGGCCUGUUCAAUAGAGUCUCAGAAAAUGUAAAGGUGAAACGCUACAGUGAGGCUCUCGAAGAUCUUAAUGCUGCUAUAGAGGCUGAUCCAACACUUUCAGAAGCAUACUGGCAUCGUGCAUCAGUUUUUCGUCAAUUGUGCAGAUAUGAAGAGUCUGAGAAGAACUAUAAAAAGUUUCUGGAGCUAAAACCUGGAACUUCUGCAGCAGAAAAAGAACUUUCUCAACUGUUGCAGGCUAAGAGUGCUCUUGAAACGGCCAUUAAUCAUUUUGAGUCAGAAGAUUUUGGAAAAUCUUUGGAUUACAUUGAUAAAGUUGUCCUUGUUUUCUCACCUGCAUGCUCAAAGGCAAAACUCCUCAAGGUAAAGUUAUUGUUAGCAGUAAAAGACUAUUCUGGUGCCAUAGCAGAGACCGGAUAUAUGCUCAAAGAAGAUGAAAAUAAUCUGGACGCACUACUGUUGCGUGGGCGUGCCUAUUAUUAUCUAGCAGAUCAUGAUGUCGCAAUAAGGCAUUUCCAGAAAGGGCUCCGCCUAGAUCCAGAACAUGGUGAACUAAAGAAAGCAUAUUUUGGUUUGAAGAAUCUGCUAAAGAAGACUAAAAGUGCAGAAGAUAAUGUGGAUAAGGGUAAGCUGCGGUUGGCAGUAGAGGAGUUCAAAGCAGCCCUUGCUAUGGAUCCUAAUCAUACUGCACACAAUGUACACCUUCAUCUUGGUUUGUGUAAGGCCUUGGUCAAGCUUGGCAGGGGAAAGGAUGCGCUGGGUAGUUGCACAGAAGUACUUAAUAUUGAUGAAGAGCUUAUUGAAGCUUUGGUUCAGAGGGGUGAAGCAAAACUGUUGGUUGAAGAUUGGGAGGGUGCUGUGGAAGAUUUGAAAGCAGCAGCUCAAAAAUCACCUCAGGAUAUGAAUAUUCGAGAAGCAUUAAUGAAGGCUGAGAGAUCUUUGAAAUUGAGCAAACGCAAGGACUGGUACAAGAUUCUGGGAAUAUCAAGAACUGCAUCUAUAUCAGAAAUUAAACGUGCAUACAAGAAACUUGCUUUACAGUGGCACCCAGAUAAGAAUGUUGAUAAUAGAGAGGAAGCUGAAGCUAAAUUCCGAGAAAUAGCUGCUGCAUAUGAGGUACUUGGAGAUGAGGAUAAACGUGUGAGAUAUGACAGAGGUGAAGACUUAGAGGAUAUGGGAAUGGGUGGUGGUGGUGGUGGUGGUGGUGGUGGUGGUGGUGGUGGUUUCAACCCUUUCGGUGGUGGGGGACAGCAAUAUACUUUCCACUUUGAUGGAGGCUUCCCUGGCGGAUUUGGUGGAGGUGGAUUUCAUUUUUGAUUGCUAGUAAAAAAGAGUCUACUAUCGUCAUUAACAGAGCCAUUAAACCAAGGAAAGGGAGCACUUCCUCCUCACAGGUUGCGAAGAACCUUCUUUUCUGAUUGCUAAUGAGUAGUUGUUAGAAUGCAGGGCUAUAGAGGCCAUUCUAAAGAAAUUUGUCCCUCCAGAGAAAAUUUUGCUCAGCGGCACAUCAUUGAUCCCAAACUUGUAAUGAGUUAGUUCUUUCUCUGCUGUGGAUAUUGGCAGAGUUGCCCUUCUUCAUAUAAUAUUUCUGGUUUUAAUUAUACAGAGAUGUAAAUAUAGUUCUUUCUUUUUAUUUUUUUAUU